CAUUCCUAUCCCGCAGUCAGUCAAUCAUGGCGUCGUCAAGUCUCGUGUGUAAAGUACACCCUGUGGUGUUUUUCAGCGUCAUAGAUGCUUACGAAAGGCGUAAUGAAGAUGCCAAAAGAGUUAUUGGAACUUUAUUAGGCACAGUUGACAAAGGUGUUGUUGAAGUAACAAAUUGCUUCGCCGUACCUCAUAAUGAGUCAGAUGAUGAGGUGGCUGUUGAUAUUGAGUAUGCACGGAACAUGUUUGAGCUACACAAGAAAGUCAACAGUAAUGAGGCCAUAGUUGGGUGGUUUUCAACAGGCUGGGAAGUGUCUGUGCAUUCUGUCCUCAUCCAUGACUACUACUCCAGGGAAACCAAAAACCCUGUCCAUCUCACUGUUGACACCAUUAUGCGUGGUGGGAAAAUGUCAAUCAAAGGCUAUCACAGCACUUUGAUAGGAGUUCCUGGCAAGACUACAGGAACCAUGUUCACUCCAGUGCAGGUGGAAACAAUCACAUAUGAUCCAGAACAGGUUGGAGUUGAGACUCUGCAGAAAGGCAAAUACAACCAGAAGCGUAUUGUUCAGCUGAAGUCAGAUCUGAAACAAGUAGAGACCUCCUCCCAUUGGCUGAGGGAAAUGCUGGCUCAUGUCACUCAGUAUGUGGAUGAUGUGCUGGCUGGCAAAACUCCAUCAGACAACACGACGGGGCGCUUUCUGCUGGAUCUGGUCACAGGAGUUCCGCAUAUUGACUCGGAUAAAUUUGAGAACAUGUUGAAUUCAAACAUGAAGGAUCUUCUGAUGGUGGUGUACCUGGCCAAUCUAACAAAGACACAGCUAGCCCUGAAUGAGAAACUCAGCACGCUGUAACUGAAACGGAAGAUUGUUUUUAUUUAUAUUUGUCAUCUGCUACAUGUACAUUCAUAAAGGGAAGGAGUUUAGCAGGAGCAUGUUCAAUAAAUCUCUGGCAACAGUCCA
Molecule: messenger RNA, 956 nt
Organism: Aplysia californica (California sea hare)
Lineage: Eukaryota; Metazoa; Mollusca; Gastropoda; Aplysiida; Aplysiidae
Product: eukaryotic translation initiation factor 3 subunit F
Exons: 8
Coding region: 27-848 (273 amino acids)
Biological process (GO): translational initiation
Cellular component (GO): eukaryotic translation initiation factor 3 complex, eIF3m
Molecular function (GO): translation initiation factor binding; metallopeptidase activity; translation initiation factor activity
Source: RefSeq, a predicted model, not a curated record